AUGAGCGAUACGGAAAGCACACAGACUACGUCAACCUCUAUAACAUCAAGAACGUCCACAACCCACACCACCACCUCCACAAAACCCCCGCAACCAACCACCCAAAUCUUCCCUCUCGCCCACCCGCCGCCGCCCAAACACACCCUCCGUCUCACCCCCCACCUCACGCUCCAAAUCCAACAACUCACGCCCACCUCCCGCCGCCCCAUCCCCAUCCUCGAGGUCUACCAACCCACCCGCUUCGGCAAGACCCUGGGCGAUGCGCCCCGCAAGCUGACCGCCCGGGAUAUGUACAUCGUGCAGAGCGAUGGAUAUGCGCAUCUACCGGAGGAUCAGAGUCAGGGGGCCGUUGUGGGGGUGAUUUAUAUGCCGGCGAAGGAGGAGAAUCGGAAGAUGGCGUUUCCGGGCGGUGGGGUGUGGUUCCCAGUUGGGGAAGGGUGGGAGGUUAGUGUGACGGUGAGGGGAGGGUAUCGGUUUAUGUUUAAGGGGAGGGCGGAUGGCGUGAGUCGGGUGGUGGAGUGGGAGAAGAGGGUGGCGAAGGGGAGGUCGUCGUCGGCGGCAUCGGAGGGGAGUGAGAUGAAGGGGGAUGUGAGGUUCACGCUGAAUAUUGCCGAGUCGGGCCUGAGGCGGCCGUGGUUGGCGACGUUGACGAAGCAGGGGUUGAAGGUUGGGGGAUGGGAUCGGGCACAGAGAGAGUAUCUGGCUUCGUCGUUACGAAGUGAGAAUGAAGUGGAGGAAGAUGCGGCGCUGUUCACCUCCAUCUUGACGAUGGGGGUCUAUGUGGCGGCGCAGGAGGGUUGGUUGAAUCAAUAUCUCUAA
Aspergillus bombycis is the source of this 819-nucleotide messenger RNA. RefSeq lists its product as uncharacterized. Lineage: Eukaryota; Fungi; Ascomycota; Eurotiomycetes; Eurotiales; Aspergillaceae. The coding region runs from base 1 to 819 and encodes 272 amino acids. The transcript is spliced from 2 exons. The record is from RefSeq and is a predicted model, not a curated record.